Molecule: messenger RNA, 4786 nt
Organism: Marchantia polymorpha subsp. ruderalis
Lineage: Eukaryota; Viridiplantae; Streptophyta; Marchantiopsida; Marchantiales; Marchantiaceae
Source: the annotation of a GenBank genome assembly
GACGAGGAGGUGGAGGAGGAGGAGGAGGAGGAGGAGUAGGAGGAGGAGGACAGAAUGGAUGGGAUGGCACCUCUCGGGACGGUUUGGGGCAAGCUGUGAAAAGUGUAUCGCCCUCCCCUUUCAUUCAUUCAUUCCUUCCGCCGGGAGAAUCUGCGUAACAAAUGACAAAGUUGCACUUCUAUUUUCGUAAGGGGAGGGUGCAUUUGUCCUCUUCUUCUCGCUCGCCUUUUUUGCUCUCUUUUCUUUUUUCCUCGGCUUCUCCUUGUGCUGCUCUUGAGGCCUGUCCUCCUUCCCUUCUUUCUCUGUCCCUCAUCUUCCAGCACCUUCAUUUCUUCGCACUGCAUUGCCGUCAGAAGAGGUGACAGUCCGAAGGCAGGGGAGGGAGGGGAGAGGGAGGGAGGGAAGGACGGAAAGGGAAGGUUAUAAGUAGAUGAGCAGCGCUGCAGGACCAUUAUGAUCAGGAUCUCCGUCACUUUAUUCAUUCAUUUUCGCCCUGUCGCUCUUUGUGUCUGUCUAUCUUGCUGAUCCAAUCUAUCCCAAAAGGGGGGUGUUGCGAGGCGAGGAGGAGCAAGGGGAGGAGCGCAGCGGGGAAAUGUGUUCUGUCUCACGGGUAUGUGACAAAUCCUUGCUCGUUGCACCGAACAACCGAAGCGCACUGAUCGGCUACUGUCAAAGAAGGAGGAAGAACGAGAAACAGACGAACGCUUUUUUGUUACACAGGAAGGAAGGCUACAGGGGGAGGAGUUGAUUCUGAUACCGCCCUCGUGGGCGUUGUUUUGUUGAUGAUGUUGUUGUUGCGUCCGGUUGCUUCUCAUUAGUGAGACGGGAAGCGAGGGAGCGAGGCAGGAGGCAAGAGGCAGGCAGGGACGUAGGAAGGAGCGAAGGGCGCCUUCACCAUCACCGCAUCGGCGACGGGAGCAGGAGCAGCAGAGGAGGCAGUCGUUCAAGUAGUCAGAGUGUUGCAUGAGGGAAGAUUUUGGGCUCUGUGAAAUGAGUCAUAGAGGGGUCGGUGGUGGUGCAGUAGUCGUCGUCGGUCUUCAGUCGUCGCCCUCAUCCUCGUCGUCGUUGUUGUGUUGUGGAUUGCCUUCGUCGUCGUCUUCAUCUUCAUCCUCGUCGUCGUCAUCAUCGCCAUCGUCGUCGGCUGGAGCGAUGGAUAGAGAGGGAGAUUGCGGGUCUAAUAGGUGCAGCGAAGCUUCGUCGAGAAUUUCUUCAUCCGAGCUUUUGGCGAGAUGCGGCGGCAAUUGACAUCCGCGUCGGUCGCCCCGUGGACGCUCUUGUUUUCCCUCUCUCGAUUCCGCUCGUUCCUACUAGGGCCCGGGCGCGCCCCGUCUAGGGCUUGGGCGGCACCACCGCCACCAGCAGGCAGGCACAGGCAGAGGCAGCAGGAGCAGCAGCAGCGAUGGAUGCGCCGAAGGGCGCAGGCGCAGGAGGCGGGGAUGAGCGGCGAAGCUACCCCGUGACAGCUGCGGAUUACAAGAUUCUGGAGGAGGUAGGGCAGGGAGUGAGCGCCACAGUGUACCGAGCUCAGUGCACGCCAUUCAACGAGACGGUGGCGAUCAAGAGCCUGGAUCUGGAGAAAUGCAUCAGCAACUUGGACGAAAUCCGCAAGGAGGCGCAGAUGAUGAGCCUCAUCGCGCACCCGAAUGUGGUCAAGGCCUACUGCUCGUUCGUGGUGGACCGGAGCCUGUGGGUGGUGAUGCCCUACAUGGCCGGGGGCUCGUGCCUGCACAUCAUGAAGAGCGCCUUCUCGGACGGCUUCGAGGAGCCCGUCAUCGCCACCGUGCUCAAGGAGGUGCUCAAGGCGCUGGACUACCUACACCGCCAUGGCCACAUCCACCGCGACGUCAAGGCCGGCAACAUCUUGGUCGACUCGAACGGGCAGGUGAAGCUGGGCGAUUUCGGCGUCUCGGCCUGCAUGUUCGACACGGGCGAUCGGCAGCGGUCGCGCAACACCUUCGUGGGCACGCCGUGCUGGAUGGCGCCCGAGGUCAUGGAGCAGCUGCACGGCUACGACUUCAAGGCCGACAUCUGGAGCUUCGGCAUCACGGCGCUGGAGCUGGCGCACGGGCACGCGCCCUUCAGCAAGUACCCGCCCAUGAAGGUGCUGCUCAUGACGCUGCAGAACGCGCCGCCGGGCCUGGACUACGAGCGCGACAAGCGCUUCUCCAAGGCCUUCAAGGAGAUGAUCGCCAUGUGCCUGGUGAAGGACCCGGCCAAGCGCCCGUCCGCCGAGAAGCUGCUCAAGCACUCCUUCUUCAAGCACGCCAAGACCUUCGAGUACAUCGCGCGCCAUGUGCUCGACGGCCUGCCGCCGCUCGGCGAGCGCGUGAAGAACCUCAAGGCCAAGGACGCCGCGCGCCUGGCGCAGAAGAAGAUGCCCUACGGCGAGCAGGAGGAGCGGUCGCAGAACGAGUACAAGCGCGGCGUCAGCAGCUGGAACUUCAACGUCGAGGACCUCAAGGCGCAGGCCGCGCUCCUCGACGACGAGGACGCGACCCAGCCCUCCUCCAAGGACCUGGCCGCCGACUCGCCCCGCAGCCGCCCCAAGGACAGCAGCAGCGAGGACGGCCGCGACGCGGGCUCCGACUCGCAGAGCGGCUGGUCGCUGCCCUCCGACACGCGCGACUUCCUGCCCGCGUCGGGCCCGCUCUACUCGCCCCGUGCCGACUCGGGGCCUCCCCCGGAGCGCGUGCCGCGGGCGCGCUCGGGGCCGCUGCCCAGCGGGGCGCAGGUGGCCAAGGCCUCCAAUGGGGGCAAGCCCGGGCCCGGGCCCAACCUGGGCCGCAAGGACUCGUCACAGCGCCACAGCGUGGGCCGCUUCGAGGUGGAGGACGCGCUGGAUCUGGACCGCGCCGAGUGGCACGACGACUCGCGCGUACGGGCCGGCGAGGACCGCGACCAGUCGCGGCGCAGCGACGAGCCGGACUGGGAGCGCGACGGCGGGGGCGGGGGCAGCUUCAAGAGCCGCGACGACGGGCGCGAGGGCGCGCGCGGCGGCGAGGAGCUGCCGCGCAUCAACGUGUUCCGGGACCGCGAGCGCAUCUCGAGCAUGAGCAUGCCGGUGAUGUGCGGCAGCGGCGGGGGCGGCAGUAAGGACGUGCCCGAUGAGAAGCUGAAGGGCACCUUUGUGCAGAAAAAAGUUGCUGCCAUCUUCCCGCACUUGCAGAACCUGCUGCAUCACUGUGUCUCGCAACAGGAGCUCGUUCUAAACCUGAUUAAUAGCAUGACUGUAGCGGGAGACCCCCCACCGCCGGCGACUGGUGCCUCUCGUCUCAGUCACAUGGGAUCCAAAUCCUUCAUGAGUAGUUCCAAUAGCCUGAGCAUUUCCACCUCCGAGGCGUCCCUUGACGUUUCCACCGAGAAGGAGCGGGACCUCCUGGACCAGGUCUCCGGCCUUCAGAGCCGAGUUGCCAGCCUCGUGGACGAGCUCCAGGUGGUCAAGUUGAGAAACGUGCAGCUGGAGCGACAGCUGAAUGCCAUAUACAAUAAGGAGGAGGAGGAGAGAAUACGCAAGGAGGAAGCGGCCAAGGAAGAAGGAUGAUCGAUCGACGGAUCGAUGGAUCGGUCGAUUGAUCACCUAACCUCAUUCAGCAUCAUCAUCACCACCACCGCCACAAUCAUCAUCAUGACCAUCAUCAUCAUCAGCAGCAGCAUUGUCGAAUGGUGUAUCAUUGUGGAAUCAAUCAUUGUGAAACGGAUUGAUGUGAAGACGACCGUUUUGAGUGGGCAGAAGAUGCAUUUGAAUGAACGCAUGAGAGAAGGAAGGAAGCAAAAGCCACGGACCAAUGAAGACGGGAAGGGAGAGAUGGAGAAGGCGGUAGCAAUUUAGCACUGAACCUGUUAGCGUUAGGUCUUUAUCUACAAGUUUUUCAUUUUGUUUGACGAACCCAGUGCCGAUUGUUAAAGGGUUCCCUGUAUCUUAUCUUACUCGAGAAAUUUUUAUCGACACCACGACUGUUCAACCAAUCAGAAAACUUGUCAGCAAGCAAAAACAUAGUGUAUGUGCGCGUCUCAAGAACGACAACAGAGAUCAGCAGCCCCGAGUGCCUGCCAUGUCGCCAGGUUUAGCAGACCGGAGAGUGUGCCAGGAAUCUCAGCCGGCCUUCCGCCUCCUCAUCGCAAUGAAGCAGCAGCAGCAGCAGCAACAUUAGUAGUAGGUCUGGGAGCAGGUGGAAUGGAGAGUCUAGAUCCAGAUCAAUCCCUAUUCAUUCGCUGGUCUAGGCUCGUUUGGUUUUGAGUGGAUUUCUGUUCUGUGCCCCAAACAAAAAGCGGGUUCAGCUUUGAAUGUUAGUACCCGAUACUAGACUCCCUGGUUGUUAGUCAGUGAACCGUUCCACAUGUGCAUACUUCAGUUUGAGCCCGCUCACUGGCUCAUAAGACGAAAUAUACUUGUGAUAUGAAGCAAUUAUUGUUCCUGAGGCUGGAGCCGAAGAAAUGCUGAGUUUCGGCCUGUGGCCACAGCGAGAGAAGCCGACCCUGAGGGGUUUUGAUUUUGCCUUCAAAUGUUCAGUUUUGUAGCAAGCAAUGGCACUUGUACAGAUAUGGCUCUACACGUUUGGUUGUUCAUCCAGCAGGAGAAGCGGCGUCCUUGUACAGAUCCAGUUGCCAUUGUGGUCAAGAUCCAUGUUGGAUAGUCUCAUACUGUCAGCGGGGGGACUUGAAUAUAGGUAUGCCAUUCAUUCAAGGUUCCUGGAAGGUGUCUUUGAGGUGGGCAAAUUUGUCCUCAUGCGUGUUCUUUGUAAAUUGGAAAGAUACCGAUCAAGCUUUCAUACCGAAUGCUUCAGCC